Messenger RNA from Zerene cesonia (dogface butterfly), 1485 nucleotides. RefSeq names its product hsp90 co-chaperone Cdc37 (gene Cdc37). Gene Ontology annotation, biological process: protein folding; protein stabilization. The coding region runs from base 180 to 1307 and encodes 375 amino acids. Gene Ontology annotation, molecular function: heat shock protein binding; protein-folding chaperone binding; protein kinase binding. The transcript is spliced from 5 exons. Gene Ontology annotation, cellular component: cytoplasm. The record is from RefSeq and is a predicted model, not a curated record. Lineage: Eukaryota; Metazoa; Arthropoda; Insecta; Lepidoptera; Pieridae.
UAUCAAUGUCAACUUGAAAGAAUAUUCCGGAUUUUUAAGUGUCAAAGGAAGUUGAUAAUAAGCAGCUUUAUUCAUUCUUGUUUUAUCUAGAAAACGCCUAGUCAAGCGGCUUUAAAAUAGUUUCUAGAAAAUUGAAACAGUUUGCUGUACAACCGAUUAAACAAAACACAAACACAACAAUGGUCGAUUACAGCAAGUGGAAGGAUAUUGAGAUAUCCGAUGAUGAAGAUGAAACCCACCCAAACAUUGAUACACCGUCGUUAUUUAGAUGGCGUCAUCAAGCCAGAGUCGAAAGAAUGGAAGAGAGAAAAAAGGAAAAACAAGAACAUGAGCAACGUAAGGCUGAGAAUUUAAGGAAACUAAAUGAAACCAAAAAAAAGAUAACUGAGGUUGGCCCUGAGAGCCCAGAUAUGGAAUCGCUAAAAAAAGCCCUUACUGAUUUAGAAAAUGAACAAAAGGAGAUACAGAAGAAAGAAGAAGAAUUGAGAAAGAAAGAAAAAACUACUCCAUGGAAUGUGGACACAAUAAGUGAACCAGGGUUUACUAAAACAGUAAUUAAUACAAAACCCUCCAGGCCUAGGGAUGAAAAUUUGACUGAGGAAGAGAAAGAAGCAAAGAUGAAGAAAUUCAUAAACGAAAAUGAAAAACUUCUUAAGAAAUUUGGACUAUUAAGGAAAUAUGAUGACUCAAAACAAUUUCUCCAAGAACACAAUCAACUGGUGUGUGAAGAAACAGCUAACUAUUUAGUUAUUUGGUGUAUCAAUUUAGAAAUGGAGGGGAAACAUGAGCUAAUGGCCCAUGUAGCUCAUCAAACUAUCUGCAUGCAGUACAUGCUUGAGCUGUCAAAACAAUUGGAUGUGGAUCCCAGAGCUUGCAUUGGAUCCUUCUUCUCAAGAAUUCAAGUAGCUGAAAAGACUUACAAAGACUCCUUUGAUGAUGAGCUUGAACAAUUUAAGAAGAGGAUUCAGAAGCGAGCAGCAGAGAAGAUACAAGAGGCUAUCAAAGAGCAGGAAGAAGAGGAGAGACAAGCUAGACUGGGCCCAGGUGGUCUAGACCCCGUGGAAGUCUAUGAGGAACUGCCUGAUGAAUUGAAGAAAUGCUUUGAUGCUCAAGAUGUUCCAAUGUUGCAAGCAACUAUAGCAAAAAUGCCAGAGCAAGAAGCUGUUUACUAUAUGAAACGAUGUGUAGAUUCAGGAUUAUGGGUCCCUGGGAAGAAUGAUGAAGAACCAACAAUGAAAGAAAACAGUGGACAGCCUUCUGCCGAGAAAGAUGUGGAACCUUCUGUCAGCACUGACGAUGUAGAUUAAGCUCAUAUCUCUAUCGAACCUUGUACAUAAGUUAAGCCAUGUGGCAUUUGCAUUUUAUCAAUUUUGCAGAAUAAUUGGAAUACCUAGUAUUAUUUCUUUGUUUACCACCUUAUGCUUCAGUCGAUGUUGUGUACAGAACAAUGCUUAUAAUGAACCCAAUAUAUGCUGGAGAUUAUGU